GUACCCACCAUGCAUUUCGGUGAUUCUGCAUAUUUUCCAACAUUUUCAGAUUGUCAUUCUUCCAGAAUUGAAAGGAUUGUUUAUUUCAGUCGCUCGAAAAUUAAGUAGUUAACUACGGACGGGAUUUGAAUCUAGAAUUAACCUUCUUAAGUAGAGGAAAUGGACCGUCUGUUACGGUUAGGAGGCGGUAUGCCAGGUCUGAAUCAAGGACCCCCACCAUCGGAUGCUCCUGUAGUAGAUACUGCUGAGCAGGUAUACAUAUCUUCACUGGCUUUACUCAAAAUGUUGAAACAUGGACGCGCAGGUGUACCCAUGGAAGUUAUGGGAUUAAUGUUGGGUGAAUUUGUAGACGACUAUACAGUCCGAGUCAUUGACGUGUUUGCCAUGCCGCAAACAGGAACUGGCGUUAGCGUUGAGGCUGUUGAUCCAGUAUUCCAAGCCAAGAUGUUGGAUAUGUUGAAACAGACUGGACGACCUGAGAUGGUAGUUGGAUGGUACCAUUCGCACCCUGGUUUUGGCUGUUGGCUUUCAGGAGUUGAUAUUAAUACUCAGCAGUCAUUUGAAGCACUUAGUGAACGUGCUGUGGCUGUUGUCAUCGAUCCUAUUCAAUCUGUGAAAGGCAAGGUCGUUAUUGAUGCUUUUCGAUUAAUUAAUCCCAAUAUGAUGGUCUUGGGGCAAGAACCUCGCCAGACUACAUCCAAUUUGGGUCAUCUGCAAAAGCCAUCAGUGCAAGCGUUAAUUCACGGAUUAAAUCGUCACUACUAUAGCAUUAGUAUAAACUAUCGUAAAAAUGAACUGGAGCAGAAGAUGCUCCUCAAUUUGCAUAAAAAAUCAUGGAUGGAUGGUCUCACGCUUGCUGAAUACUCAGAACAUGGAAAACUUAAUGAAGGAAUUGUUUCCGACAUGUUGGAGUUAGCCAAAAAUUAUAAUAAGGCAUUAGAAGACGAAGAAAAGAUGACACCAGAGCAACUGGCAAUAAAAAAUGUUGGAAAACAAGAUCCAAAACGGCAUCUUGAAGAAAAAGUCGAUACACUAAUGACUACAAAUAUUGUGCAAUGCCUCGGUGCUAUGCUUGAUACUGUGGUGUUCAAGUGAUGUUUUCUCAUUAUAUAAUUUACCUACGAAAAUUGAACAUAAAACCGUCUUUUUAAAAUAAAAUGAAAACAGUAAAA
Messenger RNA from Neodiprion virginianus, 1172 nucleotides. It is a transcript of the gene Rpn11, whose product is annotated as 26S proteasome non-ATPase regulatory subunit 14. Gene Ontology annotation, biological process: protein deubiquitination; proteasome-mediated ubiquitin-dependent protein catabolic process. Gene Ontology annotation, cellular component: proteasome regulatory particle, lid subcomplex. Bases 160 to 1095 code for a protein of 311 amino acids. The record is from RefSeq and is a predicted model, not a curated record. Gene Ontology annotation, molecular function: protein binding; metallopeptidase activity; proteasome binding. The transcript has 6 exons. NCBI's taxonomy places the organism in Eukaryota, Metazoa, Arthropoda, Insecta, Hymenoptera, Diprionidae.